AGCAUCCUUGUUCGCGCGUGGGGUGUUGCAACUUUCUGCGCCCAUUUCUUUCCGGAUUUUACGAUAAGAGUCGCUUGUCUCUGUCUGAGCAUUUUCGUUUGAAUGGACACUAGGUCCUGUUAGCAGGAUAAGAGAUGAUGGAAUUCUGCACGCGUUUUAUUCUCCUGCUCUCAGUGACAGGUAGUUCUGCACAAGGAGUUCGCAGUUUUGGACUGUCGUACGCAUACAGACCAGAACUGUCGGAGGACGCAAUACUUGUAGCAAACAACGGGAUACGCGUGCCUUUUGGGAGAUCGGUUUUCAUUGAUCCGAUCAACGAUUUGGUUAUUGAAGUUCGGCCGGGUGAUAGGUGCAUCUUAUCAGUGCUUGAUAACGACCCGUUGUCUCAAAGACCAGGGCAUCUUUCUCCCAAAAAGUUCCCGUGUGAAUUCGGUCCCAACGAUGUGAAAUAUUCGCAUUUCGGCUCCAGGAGCCCCGCUGAGGACAGAGUGAGACUGCAACUCAGGUACGACACUCAAACUGAGACUAUAAUCAUCCCCUUCAUGCUGGAGGUUCAAGUCCUUUUCACGCAGCUGGAGAUUGUUACAAAAAAUAUGCCUCUGACUGUUGAUAAACUACACGGCACAAGUAAUCCAAUUAGCAGAAAAAUACUUGAAUUUGCAUAUGACCGAAAAUCUGAGCAGUGUGAAGUCGCAUCGUUGGCUGCCCGCAGCGAACUACCUAGAUACGGUAAAGUUACUGAUGAGAGAAAAUUAGAGAACACGAUGGAUUGCGAGGCGUUCCUCGUAGCAGAUAUUCGCUACAAGCACACUUCUCUUCACAAGUCCCCAAACAGGGACUACAUUCCAAUGACAGUGGAGCUACGAAACCAAGAGAAUAUUGUACUGAAGCAAGAAUUCUUUCAUGUUAUGAUCCGCAUAAAAGAAGGGCUAGCAAACACUCCUCCCAAACCAAGCCUUGUGGCAAUGAUGAUGUUGGAAGGGGAUCAGUUUGUUAUGACAGCUUUGACUCCAGACAUGUUAGCUGCCGAGGACACUGAAUCUCAUCCCGAUGAUCUAAUUUUCAAUAUCACUUCCCCCCUUUCAUAUGAGGAAGGUUAUAUUGUGAGUACAGAUGAUAGAAAUUUACCAAUAACGACUUUUUAUCAGCGAGACCUAAAGGACCUGAAGAUAGCUUACAAACCUCCAUCCCUGGACUCAGAUACAGAAAGGAUAUUUCAAAUUGAGAUUGAAGUACUGGAUACAGAUGGUGGCAUCUCAGAUCCUUUUGCCUUUAUGAUUGUUGUAAAGCCAAGGAACACACUUGCUCCAGUGGUAACUAAAAACACAGGACAGCUCCUGUAUGAGGGUCAGUCCAGGCCUCUGUUCACUCAGAACAAUUUGGAAAUCAGUGAUGAAGACAACCUGGAUGCCGUGAGGAUAACUGCUGUAAAUGGUCUCCGUCACGGAAUGCUCACUGUUCUUGGAUCCAGCGAGAAGCAUUUCACUCCAGCCGAACUGCAGACUGGCACCGUUGUCUACCAGCAUGAUGGUAGUGAUACAUACAGUGACAACAUCAUUUUCAGAAUGUCAGAUGGCAAGAAUGAAGUGGAGUUUUUGUUCCCUAUUACAGUCGUACCCACUGAUGAUGAGCCCCCCAUUAUAAAUGCUAACAUAGGAUUGGUGUUGUUUAAAAACCAAACAUUACCUGUUUCUCCCCUAAUGCUCAGUGCAGCUGAUAUUGACUCAGAGGAUUCUAUUAUUAAGUUCAGCAUUGAACCUCCAUUCUCUACUAUUGGUGAAGUGCUGCUGAGGCAGUCGGAGGCUCCAGAAGAUCCGUCCUCGUGGAAAUUCAAUAUUGAAGAUGGUGUGUAUGAGAAGGCUGUGAUCGAAUGGCUACAGAAGGACAUCGCUGAUGGAAAGCUUUUCUACAGACAUACAGGGCCCCAUAUCACUGAGGCAGUAUCUGAUCAGUUUAUCUUUAAAGCCCAGGAUGAUGCUGACCCUCCAAACCAAUCAGAUGAGAACAUAUUCUUUAUUAGGGUUCUUCCUAUUGAUGAUAUUCCACCUGUACUUUUUCCCGGCACGGCGUUGCAGAUGACAGUCUAUGAGUAUAAGUUGACUCAAUUUAAAAAAGAUUUCCUUCGUUAUACUGAUCUGAAUUCUGAGGACAGAGACCUGAAGUAUAUCAUAACUCAGCCACCAACUGACACAGAUGAAAAGCAUCCAGUUGAAUUUGGAUCAAUAGUUUUAACAGAACACCCUAACACUGAGGUAAGAGAAUUCACUCAAGCACAAGUGGACCAUCAUAAGAUUUCCUACAGCCCACCAGACACUGAUCUGGGCAUCACAGCACAUAUUGUGCAGUUCCAUUUCACAGUUGAAGACACUGCAGGAAAUAGUGUAGAAGGAAUCUUUACCAUAUUUCUGCAGCCUGUCAAUAACAAACCCCCAAAGAUAACUAACACUGGUUUUACAGUCUUUGAACGGGGCACACAUAUAAUCACAAAAGCUGAGCUUGAUACUACUGACUUUGACACAGAUAGUAAACAGUUUUUUUUUUCUUUGAGCCAGACUCCACAGCAUGGUCAAAUCCAGCUUAGCUUUAUUGAUUUGGUCAAAGGAAAUGCUUUCACCUUAGCAGAUAUCUCCGAUGAAAGAAUUUCUUAUGUUCAGAAUGGAGACGAGACAAUGAGUGACUUCUUUAAACUGGAUGUCAGUGAUGGGGUUCAUGUGGUUACAAUUACAAUAAGAAUAGUAGUGAAACCCACUGAUGAUGAGAUUCCAAAUCUGAGUUUCCCACCUGGUACCAUUGGUUCACACCUGGAUGUGCUUGAAAAUGGAGCAACUGAGAUUACCACCAGUGUAAUCCAGGGCAAAGAUAAAGACACAGAUGACCUCAGGUUGACCUUCAUUGUUGAAGACGCCCCUGCAUUUGGAGAGAUCCUGGUGAAUGGAAUGCUUUCCAACAGGUUCACCCAAGCUGAUAUAAUCAGCGGUUUGGUGGUGUAUGCCCACACCAGUGGUGAGAUUGGUCUUUUCUCCAAGCAGGACAAUUUCAACCUGACCCUCACUGACAUGUCUGAUGACUGGGCAUUAGGAGGAGGUAAAGUAAGUGGAGUCUGUGUUCUUGUCACCAUUCUCCCAGUAGAUAGCCAGGUGCCAGUGCUAACUGUUGUUCCAACAUUUACUGUUCUUGAGGGUGACAAAAAUACAAUUGGAGGUCAUCAAAUAAGGGUUGAAGAUGCAGACACAGUAACCGAAGACAUUUUGUGUACUAUCAUUGUGCAGCCAACAUCAGGUUAUGUGGAAAACAUCUCCCCAGCACCAGGUUCUGAGAAGUCCAGAUCUGGCAUAGCUGUCAGUGCUUUCACUAUUAGAGAAGUAAAUGAUGGCCAUAUCCUUUAUGUCCAAAGCAUCCAUAAAGGAGUUGAACCAGUAGAGGACCGGUUCUCAUUUAGGUGCUCAGAUGGUGUAAAUUUCUCAGAGAGGCAGUUCUUUCCCAUUGUAAUUAUCCCCACGAAUGAUGAGAAGCCAGAGGUUUUUAUAAGACAAUUUGUGGUGAUGGAGGGCAUGAAUUUCAUCAUCAAAACCGCUAUCCUGAAUGGUGCUGAUGCUGAUAUUCCUGCGGAAGAACUGACUUUCAUCAUUUCAGAACCACCCAAACAUGGCUUCAUCUUCAACCAGCUGACCACUGGCUCCAUACCAGUCACCAACUUUACUCUGGAGCAAAUCAAGGAAGCUUCUAGUAUUAUUUAUGAGCAUGAUGAUUCUGAGACCACAGAGGACAAACUGAGUGUUAUUCUGACGGAUGGAAAACAUAAUGUGGAAGGCACUGUCAUGAUCGUGAUUACUGCAGUGGAUGAUGAGACUCCAAGAUUGGCCGUUAACGAUGGUUUGGACAUUGAAGCUGGUGAGACAAAAGAGAUAAACAGUAAGAUUCUGAAGGCUACUGAUUUGGACUCAGAUGAUGACACACUUGCAUUUAUAAUUCGUUAUGGUCCAAGCCACGGUGUUCUGCAACGCAAAACAGAACUUGGUUCUUUUGAGAACAUCACAGUUGGCAUGAACUUCACACAGAGUGAAGUAGAUCAGGGUCAUAUACUCUACAUUCACAAUGGGCAGGAAGGCAUCCGUGACCUAUUAAAGUUUGAUGUAACAGAUGGCACAAAUCCACUAAUUGACAAAUAUUUUUACAUCACUGUGAGUGGUAUUGACAUGGUGUUCCCUGAAGUUGUUAGCAAAGGGGUGUCUUUGAAAGAAGGUGGAAAGGUGACACUUACUACUGACCUGCUCAGUACCAGUGACCUCAACAGCCCAGAUGAAAAUCUAGAUUUUACCAUCACCAGAGCCCCUGUGCGAGGACAUUUGGAGAACAACGACACACCAGGAAUGCCCAUUAUGUCCUUCACUCAGCUUCAGCUGGCUGGAAGUAAGAUCUACUACAUCCACACAUCAGAUGAUGAAAUCAAGAUGGACAGCUUUGAGUUUGAGGUCACAGACGGCUACAACCGUGUGUUCCGCACCUUCCGUGUGUCAAUAGUUGACGUUGACAACAAGAAGCCUGUCCUUACAGUACAUGAGCUCCUGGUGACAGAAGGUCAGAGCAAACUUAUCACACCUUUUGAGUUGACUGUAGAAGAUCAGGACACAGCUGAGCACCUUUUGAAGUUCACUGUCAUCCAACCGCCUAUCCAUGGCCAGCUGUUCUUCAAUGACAGCCAUCCAGUUACCACUUUCACAAAGCAGGACCUGAAUGAAAACCUCAUCAGUUAUAAGCAUGAUGGCACAGAGUUGAAUCAAGACAGGUUCUCUUUUACUGUUACUGAUGGAACACACGCACAUUUCUACGUCUUCCCUGACACAGUGUUUGAGACUCGUAGACCACAAACCAUGCAAAUCUCUAUUGUACCUGUAGACAAUGGUGUCCCACAAAUUGUGGUAAACAAAGGUGUUACCACUUUGAAAACCUUGCCUUCUGGUCACCUGGGUUACCUUAUCACCAAUAUGGUACUAAAGGCAGAAGACAGGGACAGCAGCCCAGAGACCCUGUUUUUUUACAUUACCAGGCAACCAGAGCAUGGCUACCUAAUCAACGUUGGGAAGGGAAAUGAUUCCAUCAGUACCUUUACUCAAGCUGACAUUGAUGACCUGAAGAUCUGCUAUGUCCUUAAAGAUAAGGACAUUGCUACCAGUGACAUCUUCCAGUUCUCAGUGGAAGACCUUGGAGGGAACAAGCUGAAGGGACAGAGCUUGCGUGUGGACUGGGCUUGGAUCUCCCUGCAGAGGCCCAGCUACGUAGUGGACGAGCAGGCCGGGAUGCUGCAGGUGGAGCUCCGGCGGCGAGGCUACCUCGGCGAGACCUCCUUCGUAGGAAUCAGCACUCUGGACGGCACCGCGGAAAAGGAGAAGGACUUCCGGGGCAAGUUCCAGAAGCAGGUACAGUUUAAUCCGGGCCAAACCACCGCCAAGUGGCAGGUCAAGAUCCUGUCCGAUGAGAAGUACGAGCAUUCCAAGACCUUCCACAUCGUCCUGUCCGAGCCAGUCAUGGGGGCUUUGGAGACACCAGCAGUCUCCACAGUUGAAAUCGUGGACCCAGAGGAUGAGACCACCGUCUUCCUUCCCCAGACGUGCCUGGCCGUGGAGGAGGACGCCGGGGAGGUGCUGGUGCCCGUGCGAAGGAGCGGAGACAUAAGUGAGGAGCUGCUAGUCCUCUGCUACACACUGUCAGGCUCUGCUACUGGUACGGCCCCCGGCGCAGUGCUCUCGUACUCUGACUACAUCUCGCGGCCGGAGGAGCAGGCCAGUCUGCUGCGCUUCGACAAAGGCGAGGUGGAGAAACUGUGCCGGGUCACCAUCAUCGACGAUUCACUGUACGAGGACGAGGAGAGCUUCAGUGUCUCCCUUCGCGUGGUCCUGGGCGGCCGCCUGGGACUGGAGCGUGCCACUGCUCACGUCAGCAUCCUGCCUGACCUGGACGACGCCCCGUUGUUCUACUUUGGCGAUCGGCAGUACCAUGUGGACGAGAGCGACGGCCAUGUCGACGUGCACGUGUGGCGGAUGGGAACGGACCUCUCCAGAGCUGCCGCAGUCACCAUCGGGUCACGUGGGACAGAGCCACCGUCCGCUGAAGUUGGAGUGGACUACGUAGGGAUCAGCAAGAGCUUGGAUUUCGCCCCAGGUAUGACCAUGCAGACUGUCCGGGUCACCAUCCUGGACGAUCUGGGCCGGCCGCUGCUGGAGGGCACGGAGAGGUUUGAGCUCGUCCUCCGCAUGCCUUCCAGUGGCAUUCUGGGAGAGCCAGGAAGAGCCACCGUGUUCAUCAGCGACUCUGUAUCCGACCUACCACAGGUGCAGUUCAAACAGGCUGUUGUGGUAGGAGAGGAGAGCGAAGGCCACAUCAAUGCCUUGGUCCAGCGCAGUGGUGACCUCAGCCACGGGUCUACUGUGCGCUGCUACACCCGCCAGGGAUCCGCCCAAGUGGACAGAGACUUCCAUGAGAGGCCCAACACCGAUGCCUCCAUCAUCACCUUCUUACCGGGGGAGGUGGAGAAGCCAUGCGUAUUGACUCUCGUGAACGACUUGCUGUUUGAAGAGGAGGAAGAGAUGAGGCUUGUUCUCGGAAGCGCCAGAAGCGACUCCACGUAUGGAGCAUCCGUAGGCAGGCGGAACGAAAGCCUCAUCAAGAUUACAGACACUGCAGACAAGCCGGUUAUCCAGUUUUCCGAGACAAAGUUCAGCGUGACCAAGCCGAGGGAGCCGAGUCGGGUGACCGUGGUGAGAGUUCCUGUGCGGCGGGCAGGGGACUCGUCCGCGACGUCUGUGGUGAGGGUCCACACCAAGGACGGCUCAGCUGUGUCGGGACACGACUACCACCCCGUCUCUCAGGAUGUUGAAUUUAAAGAGGGUGAAACAGAGCACGUCGUGGAGGUGGAGGUGCUGUUCGAUGGGCUCAGAGAGACGAGAGAAGCCUUUACUGUCCACCUCAAGCCCGAUGAGAACAUGGUGGCAGAGACCCAGGCAACCAAGGCCAUAGUGUACAUUGAGGAGACCAACAGUAUGGCUGACGUCACUUUCCCCUCGCUGCCACGCGUUGUGUCUCUGCUGCACUAUGAUGAUGUCAUUAGGAGCGAUCUCAGUGCCCACCCACCUGCUGGCUACCCAGUAGUCUGUCUCACGGCUUGCAACCCCAAGUACCCAGAGUAUGGCAAGAUGGCCUCCAUCUGCGCCAGCGAGCACAUCAACGACACUUUGACGCGCUACCGCUGGCUCAUCGGCGCCCCCGGUGGGCCAGACGCUGUCGCUGGCCCCAUGAGAGAGGUGGAUUUCGACACCUUCUUCACCUCCACCAAGAUGAUCACCCUGGACUCCAUCUAUUUCCAGGCCGGCUCGCGGGUGCAGUGCUCCGCCCGCGCCGUCGGCAAGGAUGGCACCGAGGGCCUGGAACUCAGCAGUCCCGUCGUGUCAGUCAGCGUGGACGAGGGAAUGUGCCAGCCUCGGACGGCGGGCGCAGCGGGCGCCGAGCCUUUCUCUGCCAAGCUCCACUACACAGGCGCCGAGGAGCCGGGACAUACCAACCUCAUCAAGCUAAGUGUCACCAUGCCCCACCUCGACGGUGAGAAACCAGCACAGUCCUCUUCUCCAGGCUGGCCUCUGCUAACAUGGUCGGUGCAUAUCCCGCAGGCUGAGGCAGGUGUUAGCGUCGGAUUCAUGUUGUGACGGCUGUCAAAGCAAAUAUAAGCUUUCGUCGUCAUUUUAAAGAUAAUUUGAGAGAUA
Electrophorus electricus (electric eel) is the source of this 7754-nucleotide messenger RNA. Lineage: Eukaryota; Metazoa; Chordata; Actinopteri; Gymnotiformes; Gymnotidae. The record is from RefSeq and is a predicted model, not a curated record.